Penaeus monodon (black tiger shrimp) is the source of this 1498-nucleotide messenger RNA. RefSeq names its product BUD13 homolog. The record is from RefSeq and is a predicted model, not a curated record. Gene Ontology annotation, biological process: mRNA splicing, via spliceosome. Gene Ontology annotation, molecular function: RNA binding. Lineage: Eukaryota; Metazoa; Arthropoda; Malacostraca; Decapoda; Penaeidae. Gene Ontology annotation, cellular component: RES complex; U2-type spliceosomal complex.
AUCUAGUAAAGGAAUGAGGAUCAUUGAAGAUAAUUUAGGCUUAGACAAUGUUCCCUUUGGCUACACUGAAGAGGAUGAUAACCCUACAAUUGCAGAAGUGACAUAUGAAGAUGAUAAGAUAAAGCACAUGGAGGAAUUUGAGAAAAAUAAAAAGUGGAAGAAGUUAGUUACAGACCAAGAGAGAGAAAACCAGGAACGCAAGAGAGAAGGGGAUGACAUCUCCCCUGCACGAAGGCUGAGGCAUGAUUCACAGUCACCUUCACCUGAGAGGUUUAAUCCAGAUAUUGGAAGGAAGCAUGAUUCUCAUGAAUCACCACUGAGAAGAAGACAUGAUUCAGGUGACUCACCACCAAGAAGAAGACAUGAUUCAGGUGAGUCUCCCCCAAGGAGAAAGAGACAUGAUUCAGAUGCCUCCCCCCCAAGAAAAGUUGGAGAUCCAGAUGCUUCACCUCCAAGGAGAACAAGACAUGAUUCAGAUACAUCCCCUCCUAGGAGAACGAGGCAUGAUUCAGAUGAAUCCCCACUUAGGAGAACGAGGCAUGAUUCAGACGCAUCCCCACCUAGGAGAAUGAGGCAUGAUUCAGACGCAUCCCCACCUAGGAGAACGAGGCAUGAUUCGGAUGCAUCUCCUCCUAGGAGAAAGAAGCAAGAUUCAGAUGCCACUCCCCCUAGAAAAAAAAAUAUUGAUGCCUUGCCUUCACAUAGAAAAAGGCAUGACUCAGAUGCAUCUCCUCAGGGAGCUGAUUCUGACACAUCACCUCCUAGGAAAAGACCAAAUGUUCCUGUUUCAACAUCACCACUAAGAAGAAAGAGGAAUGAAUUUGACUCAUCACCAGUCAGUAGAAAGAGAAAUGAUUCAGAUGCUUCACCACCAAGGAGAAAGAGAAAUGAUUCUGAUUCAUCGCCUCCUCGACGAAGGGGGAAUGACUCUGACUCUUCCCCACCAAGAAAGAGAGGGGCACCUCAAAACAGCUUCCCACCUCCGGGUGCUUCCAAGGAGGAGCGCCUUGAGCGCAAGAUGACCACCCAGGAAUACCUGCGGGCCAGGAAAUUUGGGAAGCUGAAAAAGGAUACCCCAGAGGACCUGGCCCGGAAAGAGCGUGAGGCAGUUCUUCAGAAGAAGGCUGAGGCACAGCACCAGCAGUGGAAACAUGGUGUCAAGCAGGUGGAGGCCUACCAACAGAAGUUGGAAGAUGACCAGCAUGAGAUGGGUAAGGCCUUUGCGCGAAUGGCUGAUGAUGUGGACAUGAACACAAAGCUCAAGCAGGUCACACGCGAGGAGGACCCUAUGCUGGAAUACAUGAUGAAGAAGCAGAUGAAAGAGACCAAACAGCCCCUGAAGCCUUUGUAUAAAGGUCCCUUCCCUCCAAAUAUUAACAUCAGACCGGGAUACAGAUGGGAUGGUGACCGUCCAGUGGGCUUCGAAAAUCAGUGGUUUAGAGGCAAACAACAGGAGAGCAGUGGGAAGAGGGGUGCCUAUAAAUGGAGUGGGUCCUGA